Coffea arabica (coffee) is the source of this 597-nucleotide messenger RNA. NCBI's taxonomy places the organism in Eukaryota, Viridiplantae, Streptophyta, Magnoliopsida, Gentianales, Rubiaceae. The record is from RefSeq and is a predicted model, not a curated record.
AUGGUAAGAAAAAAGGUAGAAUUUGUGCGAGAUCUACAUGCCAAAGUUCGAGCCAACAUCGAGAAGCGCACGCUCCAAUACAUCCAAAAUGCGAACAAGGGACGCCACAGGAUGGUCUUCGAACCAGGCGACUGGGUAUGGAUCCACAUGCGCAAGGAGCGUUUCCCACUUCAAAGGCGCAACAAACUCCUCCCAAGGGGAGAUGGUCCCUUCCAAGACAUGGAGAAAAUCAACGAUAAUGCCUACAAACUUGACCUUCCAGUUGAGUACGGGGUACAUGCUACAUUUAAUGUUGCUGACUUGAAUCCCUUUUAUGCAGACGAUGAGUUUGAUUUGGGGACAAAUCACCUUCAAGAGGAGGGGACUGAUGAGGGGGCACCAAGGAUCAAUGGUGAUCAUGGCCAAGUCAUUCAAGUGCCACUAGGACUGGUCACAAGAGCUCGUGCCAAGAAGAUGCGCGAGUCACUUCAAGCACUUGUAUGCACCAUCCAAGAAAGAAUUGGAGAUGACUUAAAGACCAUUGAAGGCUUGGAGAAUGCAGAUUCCACAAUCUACACCUUGCUCCAAGUGGAUGAGCCAAGUGAAGCCGAGAGUUAG